AUGACUACUACAACUACUAGUAUGCACAUUGCUUUAGCAAAUCCCUUAUCUUUCCAUAAAAUUUCAAAAUCGGGCGUUGCUAAUUUCAGUAGAGACUUUAGUGGAUCAUCAUGUUCAAAGUUUAAAAGCUCACGCUAUGUUUCUUCGAUACAGUUAUUAUCUGAUAAGAAUGUCAAAUCUAGUUCUUUGAGAUUUGGAAAGAUGACCACAAAAGCAAUGUCAGAUUCUAAUGACCGAAAACCUCUUCCAGGGCUGCCAAUUGAUCUAAGAGGAAAGACAGCAUUCAUUGCUGGUAUGGCUGAUGAUAAUGGAUAUGGUUGGGCAAUAGCAAAAUCUCUAGCUGCUGCUGGUGCUGAGAUUCUUGUUGGCACAUGGGUCCCAGCAUUCAACAUAUUCAAAACUAGUCUUGAAAGGGGGAAGUUUGACGAAUCACGUGUAUUGCCAGAUGGAUCUUUGAUGAAUAUUACUAAAGUGUACCCCUUAGAUGCCAUCUAUGAUACACCUGAAGAUGUUCCCAUGGAUGUAAAAUCUAAUAGGCGUUAUGCAGGUUGCUCAAAGUGGACCAUUAAGGAAGUAGCUGAAUCCGUAAAAGAGGAUGUUGGCAGAAUCGACAUUCUUGUGCAUUCAUUAGCCAAUGGACCUGAGGUUACCAAACGUCUCUUACAAACAUCAAGAUUUGGGUAUCUGGCUGCCAUCUCAGCAUCAAGUUAUUCUUUGAUAUCUUUGCUGAAACAUUUUUUCCCAAUAAUGAACCCAGGCAGUGCUUCAAUUUCUCUGACCUACAUGGCUUCUGAAAGGAUCAUUCCAACCUACGGUGGAGGUAUGAGUUCAGCCAAGGCUGCUUUGGAGAGUGACACAAGAAUGUUGGCAUUUGAUGCCGGAAGAAAACAAGGAAUCCGAGUGAAUACAAUUUCAGCAGGAACACUAAGAAGUCGUGCUGCCAAAGCGAUCGGGCCCAUUGAUCAGUAUAUCAAUUAUGCAUUAGAGAAUGCGCCGCUGCAAAAAGAACUAUUAGCAGAGGAGGUCGGAAAUGCUGCUGCUUUUCUUGCAUCACCGCUGGCUUCAGCCAUCACGGGGACAGUGUUGUAUGUGGAUAAUGGUCUAAAUGCAAUGGGCGUUCGAGUUGAUAGCCCUACACUUACAGAUGUUGAUUUAUCAUAAACCAUAAGUUAAGUUAGUCACAAAGCACAAUCCAGUUUUUGAUUGGCUUUGUUUCCUUCACAGUUUUACAUUACAAUGUAUAUGUGGUACUAUCGCACUUCCAGAU
Molecule: messenger RNA, 1267 nt
Organism: Erigeron canadensis
Lineage: Eukaryota; Viridiplantae; Streptophyta; Magnoliopsida; Asterales; Asteraceae
Product: enoyl-[acyl-carrier-protein] reductase [NADH], chloroplastic-like
Exons: 12
Coding region: 1-1161 (386 amino acids)
Biological process (GO): fatty acid biosynthetic process
Molecular function (GO): enoyl-[acyl-carrier-protein] reductase (NADH) activity
Source: RefSeq, a predicted model, not a curated record